Protobothrops mucrosquamatus (brown spotted pit viper) is the source of this 732-nucleotide messenger RNA. It is a transcript of the gene JAZF1, whose product is annotated as JAZF zinc finger 1. Gene Ontology annotation, cellular component: nucleus. Bases 1 to 732 code for a protein of 243 amino acids. The record is from RefSeq and is a predicted model, not a curated record. The transcript is spliced from 5 exons. NCBI's taxonomy places the organism in Eukaryota, Metazoa, Chordata, Lepidosauria, Squamata, Viperidae.
AUGACAGGCAUCGCCGCCGCCUCCUUCUUCUCCAAUACCUGCCGCUUCGGGGGCUGCGGACUUCACUUUCCAACCCUGGUGGAGCUCAUCGAGCACAUCGAGGACAACCAUAUCGAUACGGACCCACGUGUAUUAGAAAAACAAGAAUUACAACAACCCACAUAUGUUGCUCUCAGUUACAUUAAUAGGUUUAUGACUGAUGCUGCUCGUAGGGAACAGGAAUCUCUGAAGAAGAAAAUCCAACCUAAACUCUCCUUGACCUUAUCAAGCUCAGUGUCCCGUGGGAAUGUAUCUACUCCUCCACGUCACAGCAGUGGAAGCCUUACUCCACCUGUCACACCUCCGAUCACCCCUUCCUCCUCAUUUCGUAGUAGCACACCCACAGGUAGUGAAUAUGAUGAAGAAGAAGUAGAUUAUGAAGAUUCAGAUAGUGAUGAGUCCUGGACCACAGAAAGUGCUAUCAGUUCUGAAGCUAUCCUAAGUUCUAUGUGUAUGAAUGGAGGAGAUGAGAAACCUUUUGCCUGCCCUGUUCCUGGGUGUAAAAAGCGAUAUAAGAAUGUGAAUGGUAUAAAGUAUCAUGCCAAGAAUGGCCACAGGACACAGAUCCGUGUGCGGAAACCCUUCAAAUGCCGCUGUGGAAAGAGUUACAAGACAGCUCAGGGUCUGCGGCACCACACAAUCAACUUCCACCCACCAGUGUCUGCUGAGAUUAUCAGGAAGAUGCAGCAAUAA